AUGCAGGAGAUUGGAAUCGACUUGAAGCUGGAGGAGCCCACACUCCAGUCCCAAGUCUCAGAGAAGCAGGCAUUACUCAACAGUCUUCCCCAGGGUGACGAGGACUUAUACAGUACAUGGAGGCGUUUAGAAGCCCACCAGGACUUCUUGACACUCCAAGAGCAAUACAUCCGAAAUGAAACUCAGAACCUCCGGAGCGAGCUAUUGCGAGCACAAGAGGAAGUCAAGCGAAUCCAAUCGGUGCCCUUGGUCAUUGGACAGUUCCUCGAAGCUGUAGAUGACAAGCGUGGGAUCGUAGGAAGCACCACGGGCUCAAACUAUGUCGUUCGGAUCCUCUCGACGCUCGAUCGCGAGCUUCUCAAGCCAUCCUCAUCCAUCGCGUUACAACGUCACUCCAACGCGCUCGUCGAUAUUCUCCCUCCUGAGGCUGAUUCUUCCAUCUCGAUGCUUGGGGCGGACCAGAAACCCGACGUCAAGUACAGCGAUGUUGGCGGACUUGAUACGCAGAAACAGGAGAUCAGAGAGGCGGUUGAAUUACCCUUGGAGCAGAUGGAUCUGUAUAGGAAGAUUGGUAUUGAUCCUCCUCGUGGAGUGCUGCUUUAUGGACCGCCGGGAACGGGAAAGACCAUGCUCGUCAAAGCUGUCGCCAAUGCAACAAAAGCAUCCUUCAUCCGGGUGGUGGGAUCCGAAUUCGUGCAGAAAUACCUUGGAGAAGGCCCGCGAAUGGUUCGAGACGUAUUCCGUCUGGCUCGAGAAAACUCUCCCUGUAUCAUUUUCAUCGAUGAAGUGGAUGCCAUUGCUACGAAACGUUUCGAUGCUCAAACUGGAUCAGAUCGAGAAGUUCAACGUAUCUUGUUGGAGCUGUUGAACCAGAUGGAUGGAUUCGACCAGCAGACGACCGUCAAGGUCAUCAUGGCGACGAACCGUCAAGACACGCUUGACCCGGCGCUUCUGCGACCCGGUCGAUUAGAUCGAAAGAUUGAAUUCCCGCUACCGUCUCGUCGAGAGAGACGUUUGAUCUUCCAAACGGUCACAUCCAAGAUGAAUCUGGGACCAGAUGUGGAUCUCGAGGACUACAUAUCUCGACCCGAUCGGAUCAGUUCAGCAGAGAUCUCCUCAAUCUGUCAAGCGGCCGGUCUACAAGCCGUCAGAAAGAACCGAUACGUCAUCCUCCCUGUGGACUUUGAAGAAGCAUGGAAGGUAGGUCCGGGGUCGCAUCACUUCCGCCACUUCGGCUACCGCCGGCAAUAUCCCGCAAGCUUGAAAUUUGGCUGGAAGAAACGCUGA
Kockovaella imperatae is the source of this 1287-nucleotide messenger RNA. RefSeq names its product putative endopeptidase. The coding region runs from base 1 to 1287 and encodes 428 amino acids. Gene Ontology annotation, molecular function: ATP hydrolysis activity; proteasome-activating activity; ATP binding. Gene Ontology annotation, biological process: proteasome-mediated ubiquitin-dependent protein catabolic process. The record is from RefSeq and is a predicted model, not a curated record. Gene Ontology annotation, cellular component: proteasome regulatory particle, base subcomplex. The transcript has 10 exons. Lineage: Eukaryota; Fungi; Basidiomycota; Tremellomycetes; Tremellales; Cuniculitremaceae.